GUCUCAGAGUAGUUUAUUACAUUAGAAAUUUGGUUCUGUUCUCUUCUGUGAACUUCUGUUUCUUUUGAAGUUUUAUUUAAUUUAGAUAAAAACAAGAAACGCCUAUUGACAAAGACCACUAAAAUGACCGACGUAGAUAAAUGGAUUGAAAUUGCGAAGACGUGUAAAUAUUUGCCUGAAGACGAUUUACGGGAACUGUGCAAUAUCGUGUGUGAUUUGUUGUUAGAGGAGCCAAAUGUGCAACCGGUUCAGACCCCUGUAACGGUCUGCGGGGAUAUUCACGGCCAGUUUUAUGAUUUAGAGGAAUUAUUUAACCGAGGUGGUCAGGUGCCACAAACUAAAUAUAUAUUUAUGGGAGAUUAUGUUGACCGUGGAUACUAUAGUCUGGAAACAUUAACAUUACUUAUGGCAUUAAAAGCAAGGUACCCUGACAGGAUUGUUUUACUAAGAGGGAAUCAUGAAACAUGUCAAAUCACAAAAGUAUAUGGUUUUUAUGAUGAAUGUCUUAAUAAAUAUGGAAAUGCAAAUGCUUGGAAAGAUUGUUGCAGAGUUUUUGACUUACUCACAGUAGCAGCUUUAAUAGAUGAUACAGUUCUAUGUGUCCAUGGUGGUCUAUCUCCAGAAAUAUCAAUGUUAGAUCAGAUACGGUGCAUUGAUAGGAACCAACAAAUUCCACACAAAGGAGCCUUCUGUGAUCUGUUAUGGUCUGACCCUGCUGAUGUAAAAAUGUGGUCUGUAAGUCCCCGAGGAGCUGGUUGGUUAUUUGGUGGAUAUGUAACAGAACUGUUUAUGAAUUACAACAAUCUAAAUUUAAUAUGUAGGGCUCAUCAGCUCGUAAAUGAAGGUUACAAAUAUAUGUUUGACCGACGAUUGAUCACUGUUUGGUCAGCACCAAAUUACUGCUACCGAUGUGGUAAUAUAGCGGCCAUAUUGGAAUUCGAGACUGUAAACGACAGAACUGCUAAACUAUUCCAAGCAGUGCCAGAUAGCGAGAGAGAAGUACCACCUCAACAUACCACCCCGUAUUUUCUGUAAGCUCAGUGAUAGAUAUACUCAUAAGACAGUAAAAGUAUUCCCAAUUGUAAUUAAUAUUUUGUACAAUAAAUUGUUGA
Messenger RNA from Achroia grisella, 1112 nucleotides. RefSeq names its product serine/threonine-protein phosphatase 6 catalytic subunit (gene PpV). Lineage: Eukaryota; Metazoa; Arthropoda; Insecta; Lepidoptera; Pyralidae. Gene Ontology annotation, biological process: peptidyl-serine dephosphorylation; G1/S transition of mitotic cell cycle. Gene Ontology annotation, molecular function: protein serine/threonine phosphatase activity. The record is from RefSeq and is a predicted model, not a curated record. Bases 124 to 1035 code for a protein of 303 amino acids. The transcript is spliced from 6 exons. Gene Ontology annotation, cellular component: cytoplasm.